Messenger RNA from Durotheca rogersii, 938 nucleotides. RefSeq lists its product as uncharacterized. The record is from RefSeq and is a predicted model, not a curated record. NCBI's taxonomy places the organism in Eukaryota, Fungi, Ascomycota, Sordariomycetes, Xylariales, Xylariaceae. The transcript is spliced from 4 exons. Bases 158 to 928 code for a protein of 256 amino acids.
GUGAGGUUGUAUUGCCCCCCCUUUGUAUGACGAGGCAUUCGCGCAUCCCGCCGGAUAGCCACUCACGGCAAUCCUGAGCUACCGAUUCUGCCUCGACCGAAGCCCGGGGGCGUCCUCUCGGGACUUACUGGCUGGCGUGGCCAAUAAAUACACGGCCAUGGCUAGCAGAUCAGUGGAUAGGUCUCUCGACAGCCUCGUGCUCCCCGACUUCCUCGAACAUGUCCGAAUCCCAGGCUUACCCCCGGCAGCAUAUUACAUCUCUGAUUUUAUCACGUCAGAGGAAGAGAGGGUCAUGCUCGAGAAAAUCGCCUCCGCGCCGAAGCCACGCUGGAAGCAGCUUACCCACCGACGACUACAAACUUGGCCAUCCGAUCUCGUAAAUGACAAGCUGAUCGAUGCCCCCUUGCCGGCCUGGCUAGACGAGCCAGUGGUGCGGCGUUUAAAGUCCAUCCGACUUUCGCCAGAUUCCGAGUCCGAUGUGUUUUCCAACAGCCCCCACCGGAAGCCGAAUCACGUCUUGAUCAACGAAUACCCCCCGGGGAUCGGCAUUAUGCCUCACAAGGACGGCGCUGCGUACCACCCAAUUGUGUGCACAGUGAGCCUCGGAGCCAGCCUCUGCCUCGAUAUCUAUAAACUUAAAGAGGACGGAACCCUAGAGACUAAGCCGGAAUGGAGGAUCCUGCAGGAGCCCAGAAGCCUGCUGAUAACUACUUCGGCUCUUUACACCGAUUUCCUUCACGGCAUCGCGGAUAUCAUGGAGGACGUAGAACUCGCGGAGAGCACUGUUGCCAACUGGAGUCUCCUUCGAUCGCCCAGCGACUUCGCAGAAGGUCGCAACACCCGGAAAACGCGCACUAGCUUAACGUACCGGGACGUUCUGGCCGUCUCGAAGCUUGGGGGCAAGCUCGGGCUCUUCAAGAAGAGGUAGUGCGCAGGUG